AUGUCUACCUCACGCAUCUCCCACUCGCCCUCCCUCCGCCUCGCGGCCAGCGUCUUCGGAGCCAUCUUCCUAGCUUUCGGCAUCAACGCCAUACUCCGCCCCCAGCAUGCCCUCUCCUUUUUCGAGUUCUCCCCGCCAGCCUCCGCCUCAGACGCGGCGCUCGUCGACAGCCUGAUGGUGAUAUACGGCGCGCGGGACAUAUUCAUGGGCCUGGCCAUCCACGCAGCCGCGUACUUUGGAGACCGCAGGGCGUUGGGCUGGAUCAUGAUCGCGGGCAGUGGUGUGGCGUUUGUGGAUGGUGCUGUUUGUCGGGCGCAGGUUGGGAGGGGGGAGUGGAAUCAUUGGGGGUAUGCGCCAGUUUUAACGGCGGUGGGUGGGAUGUUGCUCGGCGUUUUGGACGGAGCGUAA
Molecule: messenger RNA, 408 nt
Organism: Coniosporium apollinis CBS 100218
Lineage: Eukaryota; Fungi; Ascomycota; Dothideomycetes
Exons: 1
Coding region: 1-408 (135 amino acids)
Source: RefSeq, a predicted model, not a curated record